UUAAUUUUUACAGUUAUUUUCAGAUAUAUAUUUCAAUUACUAUAUUCAUACAAAAACUUGGAUUUUGCUGGAACAUAUAGAUGCAAAUAUGAUCUAAACUGACUGAAAUGAAUUGUUAAUAAAAAAAAGUGUUUACAGAUAUUAGAUGCGCCAUUCAGAGGUGGUCAACUGUUGUCGAUUCAUGGGUUUGUGCGUACUGAUGAAGCCAUGGCGCAGCUACCACUACUUCGUACUUAUGAGUCGACGUAGCAAGGAUGAUUACAUUGCUGUCCUUCAAAAGACCCGUGACAUCCUGGGAGAACACAUUUCUGUAGAGGGAUUUGUGCUUGAUUUUGAAGCUGCCGCAUGGAGUGCCAUUAGAGUGGUAUUCCCCAAUGCUGGCAUCAAAGGGUGUUGUUUCCACUGGUGUCAGGCUGUGUUGAGGCACGUCCAAUCAACUGGGUUUGGUCCCGCCUUCAUGGAAAGAAAGUCGAUCUGGGAAUACAUUAAGAAGCUGCUUGCUCUUCCCUUCCUGCCAUCUAAUCAUAUCCGUCCAGUCUCCGAGUCUCUAGCAGCCAAAGCCAACACAGACCAACUUUGCCAACUGGUAAACUACAUUAGAUCAACUUGGAUCGAUCCAACACAUUCCCCAUUCAGAACUGGUCUAUCUACCAACACUCAAUCCGAACCAACAAUGAUGUUGAAGGGUUUCAUCGCCGACUCAAUGGGGAUGUAGGUUUCCAGUCAUUGUCUUUCUAUAAACUUGUCCCAGGAAGCAGGCCAAGGAAGCAUAACAUGACCUCUAUGAACUGUUGGAUCAUGGAAUAGGUCGAUUGCAGCGAAAAAAUACCGGGUUGUUGAGGAAUCUAUUCAAAAGGACUGGGAACGAUAUGCCAAUGGUGAAAUCAACAGUGCUACUAAACUUUUGCGUGCUAUUUCACAUUCAUAUGGAAUUGCUGAGUAUUCUGUGUAAAGUGAAUUUUAGUGAAAAUAGUCGACAUUCACAAAUAGUCACUUCAGUGAAAACAGUGAAAAAGCAAAUGAAAACUUGCAAGGUUGAACUAGUGAAAGUGUACAGUGUACAUAUUGUAUUAUAGUAAUCAUAGUGAUUAGUCCGAAAUGUUUUAUAUUAUUAUAGAUUUUUAAUAUUUUGUAUUAUAUACACACAGUAUUAUAUAAAAGAAAAUUCAAUGUUAGUACAUUUAAUUUUAUUUACUUACAUGACAAUUUUAGUACAUUUAAUUUUAUUUACUUACAUGAUUUUUAAUAUUUUAUCUUAUUUUUACAAGAGAGUAUUUUUCUAUUAAAGUAUUUAAUUUGAAAUAAUUGGUAAUAAAUUCAUUCUAGCUUGAUUUUUUUAAAG
Molecule: messenger RNA, 1342 nt
Organism: Ruditapes philippinarum (Manila clam)
Lineage: Eukaryota; Metazoa; Mollusca; Bivalvia; Venerida; Veneridae
Exons: 2
Coding region: 146-715 (189 amino acids)
Source: RefSeq, a predicted model, not a curated record